Vespa velutina is the source of this 1859-nucleotide messenger RNA. RefSeq names its product sideroflexin-2. The transcript is spliced from 9 exons. Gene Ontology annotation, molecular function: monoatomic ion transmembrane transporter activity. The record is from RefSeq and is a predicted model, not a curated record. Gene Ontology annotation, biological process: monoatomic ion transport; serine import into mitochondrion. Lineage: Eukaryota; Metazoa; Arthropoda; Insecta; Hymenoptera; Vespidae. The coding region runs from base 68 to 1048 and encodes 326 amino acids. Gene Ontology annotation, cellular component: mitochondrial inner membrane.
AUAUAAAAAAAAAAAAAAAAAAAAAAAAAAAAAAAAAAAAAAAAAAAAAAGAACGAGAAAGAGCAUAAUGACGAACGAGAGAUUGGCUUUGGAUAAGCCACUUUGGGAUCUGAGUACCUUCGCAGGUAGAUGGAAACAUUUUGCCUGGGUUACGGAUUUUCGAACUUGCAUCCUUCCUGAACAAGAAUUGAUUGCCGCUAAGAAAUUAUGCGAAGAUUACAGACUUGGAAAUGAGCCAGCUGGUACCACCAGAAAAGAAAUCAUCUAUGCUAAGAAGCUCUACGAGUCGGCCUUUCAUCCGGACACUGGCGAUCUACAAAAUGUCUUUGGUAGAAUGUCCUUUCAGGUGCCAGGUGGUAUGGCUGUGACCGGUGCCAUGCUUCAAUUCUACAAAACAACCACAGCAGUAGUUUUUUGGCAAUGGGUCAAUCAGUCAUUUAACGCGCUCGUCAACUAUACCAAUAGAAAUGCAAAUAGUCCAGUGACCACAAAUCAAUUGGGUGCAGCUUAUGUUAGUGCUACAGCAGCAGCAAUGAUAACAGCGAUAGGAUGUAAAUCUUUCUGGGAGAAAAGGGCAAAUCCUUUGAUGGCAAGGUAUGUGCCGUUCGCUGCGGUAGCUGCUGCUAAUUGUGCAAAUAUACCAUUAAUGAGACAAAAUGAGAUACUAAAUGGAAUCGAAGUUACCGACGAGAAUGGCCAAAAGCUUAGUAAAUCGAAAAUAGCUGCUGUGAAAGGCAUCAGUCAAGUCGUUAUCUCGAGAAUCAUUAUGUGUGCACCUGGCAUGUUGAUUCUCCCACCUAUAAUGGAAAGGUUAGAGAAAUACGAAUGGAUGCAAAGAAUUAAAAUCUUUCAUGCACCAAUACAAGUUAUGAUGGUUGGAUGCUUCUUGACGUUCAUGGUACCGACUGCUUGUGCGUUGUUUCCACAAAACUGUUCAAUCGCAGUCAGUACUUUGCAACGAUGGGAGCCUGAAAGUUAUGAACUUUUAUUGAAGAAUUGCGAAGGAAAGGAUAUACCAAUGCAUUUAUAUUUCAACAAGGGAUUGUAAUAAGUUCAAAGGUUUGCUCCAGAGAUGAAUAACAAUUAUAUGUAUGAUAAAAUUAAUGUCAAUUAGUAAAGAGGAAUAAGUCAAUUUUUAAUUAAAUAAUAAUUGAUAAUGAAGUGAUAGUUAAUUAUUUAUUAAUGAACUGUUGUUAAUGAAAAAACUUGUGUUAUUUAGUGGCACUGAUCAUUAUCAUCAAGGAAAUUUAUUAUUUUAUAUAUAAAAAUGAAAAACAGCACAUAUCAAUCAAUGGCUUUGGUAGUCAAAUAUAAGAAAAUUCUAAAAAUGGGAUUGGUCGCUUUGGUUUGUGAAUGGCUCAAUUGUUACUUUAUUAAUGUAUUUCAAAUGAGAAAAACCACAUCAUAGAAGAAGACAGCUAAAGUAAACUAAACCAAGCUAAAUUAAUUUUAAUGUCGUACGAGAAGAAGUUGACUGAUGUUUAGAUUAUCGAAUAGAAAACAUAUGAAGAAAAAAAACAUACAAAAAAAAAAAAUUAUGCUGCCAUGUAUAUUUUAGUAAGAAGUUUCAUUGUCAGUAAAUAUUACAAAAGAAAUUGUGUCGACAAUGAAAUUUUUCUAUUGAAUUUAUUACAUCCUUCAUUUGUCUUUUAUAUCUAUAUAUAUAGUUAUAUUUAUUUAUUUAUUAUUUUGUUUUUUUUUAAGAAUAAAUAAACUAAAAUGUUUAUAUUAUUCAUAUGUUAGGCCUCGAGUGUCUAGGUUGUUGAUUUUGUUGUGGCAUGUAUCCAAUACGUUCGUGAAUUUCAGUUUGUGGAACUUUCCCACUCCAGGAAGGAGGAUUAAAGUUUUGUUGUCUCUCA